UCCACCUCUAUCACCUCUAAAACGGCCACCUCCAACUCUACCAUUAGCAUCACCAUCGCCACCACCGCCGCUUUUGCCACAUCAUGUCAUCGUAAUAACUGCUUUCACUAUAUUACUGGUUCCCUUGCCACCAUUAUAUUGCCAAUGACAUAGCCUCUAUCACAAUGUCACUACAAUUUGUGCUGCCUUCGCUAAAUUGCCCGUCCCCCUACCAAUGCCACUGAUCUCAUGAUGUGAAAAAGAGAGAGAGAAGGUUAGGUGCGAAAGAGGGGGAAAUGCCACUGAUCUCAUGAUGUGGUAAAAGCAUGUAGUCAUUAGCUGAAUAAACAAUCCAUACUACUUUACGCAAAGUACAGCCAUUCAGUGAUUAGAUUCUGGCUCCUACCUUCUGGUCGUAUAGGGUGCAUUUGGCUCUUGAAUUUCUUUCCACCAUGACCGCAUCUUACUUGUACUUUCUUACAGUAUCAAUUGCACAUAUCCAAAGUGUAAUAACAACAUGAUACAUCGAAAUGAAUCUCUAUGUCAAGCGCAGUGUUAAUGGAACUGCAUCUAUCUAAACCUCAGAUACUCUUGCAAUUUUUUCUUUAAUGCAUUGGCUACCUUUGCAUUGCAGUAUUCGUCUACUUUUUUUUCCUGAAAAUUAUGCAUCUGAGAUUAUUGAAUAUGGAUUUUGAAGGUGUUCGAUAUAUAUCUUUAAAUUGUAAACAAAAAUUAUGUGCAAAGCAAAGACUGGCUUUUGUGUUUCAAUUGAUAGAUUUGAAAAACUUGUUUCUCACUUUUUUUUUUACAAUAUUCUCACACAUUUAAACAAAAUUUUCUUUUCUUCUCUGUUUCUCUAAAUCUCCUUGCGACCAAGCAAGAGGGGGCAAUCCUUAGUAUUCCAAAUCAAUAAUUGAGAAAUCCGUGGACGCUUGGAAUGAAACGUAGUGCAUCGCUCUUUCCGGCAACGCCCCUGCCCACCCUAAAAUGGCGUUCCGGAACCGGCGUUGCACAAACUAGAGUGUAUAUAAAACUUUUCACGGCCCGAAGAUUUCCUCGCAAUAACCCGCCUUCCAUCCUUUCCGACGCCUUCCGGCAAUGGAAAGGAGGCAGGCGGGAGGGGCGGCUUCCGGCUCCCUUCCACUCACAGCAACAUUCUUACCCCACUCCGCCGCCAUCCUCCUCCUCCUCCGGCGACGCCCCAUGCAGCGUCUUCCCUUGUGGAUAGGGUUUCUGGAGGGCCCUGUCUUCAUUUUGAUCACCAAAACCCUCCGAUUUUCCCUCCUGCUCCACCUCCCAUGGAUUGUGGAAGGUGGAGCAGCUUUGAGGGGAUCUCCAUGGGUUCCAAGCUUGGAAGUUGCUCCGAGUUAUCGAGGAGCACAUGGAUAUGGACAAGAUGGUGCCAUAUGGUACCGUAGAUGUGCAAGUACUUUAUCUUUCUAUUUUUGCAAGAAAUUACUUCCCAGCGAGAGUUUCCACAGACGAAUAAGUCCAGUGAGCAUGAAUUGCAGCAGAAUUCAGUCUGUCUUCUUAAAUGUUCAUAAGGGGCAACAUGAAGUGGGAGCAGUCAAGGGUCAUGAUUUUGUAGAGACUUGGGAGAAUGAUUUUGUUAAAAGAACAAGUGAAAAUUAUUCUGGUGCAGGAACAACAAAAAGAAAAGAACUUCAUGGGAUGACCACUCUUCGGGCAUUAUCAGGAACUUGGGCGUCUCAAGCCAAUGAUGUCAUCCUAAAUACAUAUGAAAUAAAGUUUAUUUGCAAUGUAGACAGUGGUAACUACUCUCCAUUUGUUCUCUUAACCGAGGCAAGACUAGAUGACGAUGUAGCAAAUGCAGAAAUAGAACUUCACUUGCAUUUGAACAAGAUGGUCAGAUCUUCUGUUUCCCCAUGUGGGCAAAUCGAGUUAAAUGCCAGCCAGGUGGCAAAAUCAAAAUUGUUCCAUGAAUUCUUUUUCAAUGGAUUGUUUGGGAAGUUAUUUUCCCAUACUAAAACACCAAGAGAAUUUUUGCUUGAAGAUGAAAAACAAUUUCCAUGGAGCUCUUCAUACAUGUACAUGCUUCUACCCAUGGAGUCUCCUGUUCCAACAAGUACUGGCAUUAUGAAAAUUAACUGGAAGGAAAUUGAUGCAUGUAUUUCUGUGGUUGAGUUUCUAAGAAAUAUAUAUUCAAUAAAUUGUCAUAGAAGUUCAUUAACUUGUAGUAUGAGCUCAUAUGCAACAAAAUGUGAGGGGACAAAUAUUAUUCACAUGGCUAAUGAAGCAGUUUACACUCAAUAUAUUAAAGGUAUGGUGGUUCUGGCAGUUCAUACAGGGAGGAUCUACACUGUCCUUGACAUAAUGAACAAUAUGUGCGCGGAUAGUCCAUUUGAUGACCCUGGUAAACGGUCAAAAUUCAAUUCAUUUUCACACUAUUACCAUCAGAAGUACAACAUUGUGCUUCAGCAUCCAGGACAGCCCUUGUUAUUAGUGAAGCAAAGUCACUAUCCUUACAAUCUGCUGGUUCCAAGUACCAAGUAUAAAGUUGCAGAUGGUUACUUCGGUUCAAGUGAGAAAUCAAACAUUCUUGUGCAUAUUCCUCCUGAGCUGUUGGUCCAUCUUAAUGUAUCAAGCGAUACUUUGAGGUCUUCAUACUUACUCCCUUCAGUAAUGCAUCGAUUGGAGUCGAUGAUGUUGGCCUGCCAACUACAACAAGAAACAUGUUGCAUUUACAGCGGCCAUAGUAUAUCGAGUUCAUUGAUUCUGGAAGCAAUAACAACAUCAAGAUGCUCUGACAACUUUUCUAUGGAACGUCUGGAAUUGUUGGGAGAUUCAGUGUUAAAGUACAUUGUGAGUUGUCUUCUUUUUCUGAAGUAUCCUAUGAAGAGUGAAGGACAAUUAUCUGAGUACAGAUCUUGGAUAGUUUCUAACUCGACACUUCACAAGCUAGGUACCCAUCGCUACCUGCAGGGUUAUAUUCAAGAUUGCCCAUUUGAUCCACGACGUUGGGUUGCUCCUGGACAAAUCUCUUUGCGCCCCUUGCCUUGCACGUGUGGUGUAGACACUUCUGAAGUGCCUCUUGAAAAAGAAUAUUGGUCUGAGGAAGCAUCUACAGUGGUUGGGAAGGCUUGUGAUAAGGGUCAUAGAUGGAUAUGCUCAAAAACUAUUGCAGACUGCGUUGAAGCACUGAUAGGUGCAUAUUAUGUUGGUGGUGGUUUACGUGCUGCCCUUUCAUUGCUAAGGUGGUUGGGCAUGGAUGUCUCUCCUGAGCCAGUAAUGAUUGAGGAAGCGAAAAUGAACUCAUCUAUCUGGUUGCAUCAUCUUAGAGGCAAUGAGAUUGAUUGGUUGGAAUCAAAACUUGAUUAUAGGUUUUCAAAUAAGGGUUUAUUAUUGGAAGCCAUCACGCAUCCAUCUCAUCAAGGUGUAGGAAAUAAAUGCUGUUAUCAGCGGCUUGAAUUUCUGGGAGACUCUGUGCUGGGCCUGCUCAUAACUUGGUAUCUCUUUCAGACUCAUGUGGAUCUUGAUCCAGGGGAACUGUCUGAUUUGCGUUCAGCAUUAAUUAGUAACGAAAAUUUUGCUCAAGCUACAGUGAGACACAACUUUGAAAAACAUCUUCGGCAUUCUUCUGAAGGGCUUUCAAAGAAAUUAAGAGAAUAUCGUAAAGACGUAUCAGAAUUUCAAGGCACAGGUGACUCAAUGACAUCUUUUGCCAUGCCUAAAGCGCCAAAGGCUCUUGGAGAUCUGUUGGAAAGUAUUGCAGGAGCGGUCCUGAUUGAUACAGAUCUCAACCUAGAUAGAGUCUGGGAGGUUUUCAAACCACUACUUUCUCCCAUGGUUACACCUGACAAGCUCGAAUUACCUCCUCUACAUGAGUUAGCUAAGUUAUGUAACCGUAUGGGUUAUCCUCUAUAUACACAAGUGACCUACAGAGGAGAGCAGGUUGUUGCUGAACUUAGUAUACAACUUGAGGAAGAUCUAUUGGUAAGACAUGGCUGUAACCUGCAGAGGAAGACUGCGAAGGAUCAAGCAGCUCUCCAGCUGUUAAAGGAUCUCGAGACGAGAGGAAUUUCACAUGCUCAAUAUUUAUCCCAAAGGAGGCAACAAGAUGAUAACUUCUGUUCAGCUUCAAGUGUCAAAAUCUGUGUGCCUCCCAAAGACAUGCAAAUUGUUAGAACCAACUUACAAAAUGUGCCUGAGUGCUUGCUGUCUUUGGAACCAUCGCCAGGUUCUUUUUUGGAGGAAAGUUGUCAAUUAAAUGAUCUUGUCAAGGAAAUCAGUACUUCCAAGCUGAAUGAGCCAGAUGUUCCAGUUUUUUCAUUGAAGAAGGAAAAAGGAGGACCAAGGAAUGCUCUAUUUGAGCUCUGUGCAAUAUCAAAGUGGCCAAUGCCUAAAUUUGAAUCAACAGAACAAAAGUUCAGAACGCCAAUUGUAUUGGAUGGGGUAACAGGAUUCAAUAGUUACACAUCAAGCAUCACAUUGCAUAUACCCAAUUCUGGAGCUAUAAAUCUGGUGGGUGAGCCACGAACAGAUAAGAAGAGCUCACGGGACGCAGUGGCAUUUGCCAUGCUUGUUGAGCUACAGAAACAGGGUAGAUGCAUCAUCAAAGAGCCACGAUUAACAUACAAAGUCUAAGAUAGAAGAAGCCAAUUUGGAGGGGUAUUCCAAGUUCAACAUGCUUUCCUUCAGAUGGAGCAGAUAGGAAAGACUUUCAGGAUGAGCUUUUGUUAUUGUUGAAGAUCAGGCAAUUGUGAUUUGUUUGGAUCCUCAUGUCUUUAUUAUUAUUAUUAUUAUUAUUUUUAUUUUUAAGUGCAGCGGCCGGGGGUAGAUGUAUAUUCAGCUACAGCAUUAUAGCGAAUUUUUUUCCUCUGUUGGCAAGUCCUUGGUUUAUACAAUCAAACCUGGUUAAUAAUUCAUGUUGAGCUUAUAUUUCAAAA
Molecule: messenger RNA, 4886 nt
Organism: Phoenix dactylifera (date palm)
Lineage: Eukaryota; Viridiplantae; Streptophyta; Magnoliopsida; Arecales; Arecaceae
Product: endoribonuclease Dicer homolog 3b-like
Biological process (GO): siRNA processing
Cellular component (GO): cytoplasm; nucleus
Molecular function (GO): protein binding; ribonuclease III activity; RNA binding
Source: RefSeq, a predicted model, not a curated record